UGGUGCGAACGUAAGAGCUCACAGUACUGAAACUUGGGGGGCCCAAAAACGAAACGGGAAGGUUUGGGCGUUCGUAUCCUCUGGGUUUGUUUAUACCUCACCUGUCGAUAUACGAAGGGGCGGAGAAUGAGGCGGAGGCCAUUUUACCCAUCUGAUUUGCAAAGGGAAAAGGGAAAGCACUGAAGUGAAGUGCGUGAAUCCACCUGCCGAAGAAAACUGAGUCUGACAACUUUUUUAUCUGCAAACUGUUUUGAAAAUGUCCCUUUAAAAUACCGUGUAAUUAUUUACGGAAUAAUAUUUACUUUACUAUACUUUAAAAAUGAAAAAAAGUCAUUUUAGUAACCUCCUGGGUCGGAAGAACCAGUCACUUUUCGACACCAACAUUGAAAUUAAGGAGAGGGACAAUGUGGAGCUCGUUAUAGACGCUGCUCAUAUUCCUGAAUCAGGCACAGCCAAAGUGAGGGCCAGGCCAACCGUCAAACACUUCAGCUCAAGCACAUCCUCAUCUGACAUCAUGCAAGGGUUUGCCGUCCCAACCCCGAAAGUGCCUGUUUUUUCCUCCUUCAAAGGACCAAACACAAACGGGACAGGUGGGAAACUCUCUAAUGGAGUAUCUGUUCCUGACUCAGUGGAAGGGGACAUAUUCAUUCCGCCACCUCCCUCAAUGGCACCGCCGCCUCCUCCAUCACAGUUCUUCAUUCCUCCCCCACCAGAUUUUUCCUUCGACUCCUCUCCCCAAGAUGAAGAUCUGGCUUCCCUCCAUCCACCACCUAUGCCUCCACCUAAACCCCCAUCUAAAUCUCCAUCACCACACCACAGCUGGGAUCCUAACUUUGCUGCUCUCAAACCCCCACCAAUGGCACCCCCAAAGGCUCCCUCAGAUCUAUCCAGUUCUAAUGUCUCUGCACCUAUUUCAGCCCCACUAACUAAUGGCCCAGAGUGUCCCAAAUUUGCCCCUCCCAAACCCCCAGGGUCUGUAGAGAAACUUCAAACUACCCCACCUAAAUCUCACAAAGUUCCCCCACUGAAGCCAGUAAGGCUUUCCUCCAUGUCAAGUCUGGACAACCUGCCGCUUUUCCCAGCUCCAACACCCCCUGCCUCUGCUUCCACACCUUCUACAUUCAACCCCCAGAACACAGCAAAGCUAUACAGCGUGCCUAAACCUGGAGUACUGAGCAGGGAGCCAGACAUUGAAAAACCAACAAGGCCUAUUCUGUUCCUACAGGACAAUUCUACUGACCCAAUCCCUAUCCAAUUCAAUGAAAAAAUGCCUUCUGAUAACACUGAAUUUGGGUUAGCCAAGGCACAGGUGCCUCCCACUAAGCCAGCUAGGAGGAACAGCAGUGGCCUCCAGCUUGAGAAGGAUCUUCAGGACCUCAAGGAGAACCUGCAGUCCACUCUCCCUGACAAGGCUGUCAAGGUACAGGAAGAUACACCGGUGACUCCACUGCCAUUACUAACACCUCAAGUGCCCAAUAAGCCCACCCCAGAACUGACCCCAACUGCUUCCCCUAUACCUGAGAAGACACCACCUGCCACCCCCUAUUCAAAUUCACCAGGCAGGAGCCGUAAGCUUCUUCCAUAUGUCAGCCGCACUCCAUACUACCGCAGAGUCCCAGACAGUAGCACACCAGGCGCCGCCUCACCUCUUGCACUCUUACAGGCCGCUAAAGAACGAGAAAAGCAAAGAGGCUCAUUGUCAAGAGAGAACAGUGGCAAGAGAAACAGCUACGGUGAGCCAAGCACUGUAAGCAUCCACCAGAGUCAGUCCACGCCCAACUCCUUCACAGUCAUCCCCAGGCCAACUUCAUCCUUGUCUCACGGUGGAAGAGAGAGUCCAGACCCACUGCACCGCUUCAGCAUGGAGAACGACUCGCGAUCUGCGAGUCCCAGCAGUCUGGUGGCGGAGCUCCUUGAGAAACACGACACUGAGGAGGCGCCACCCACGGCACCAGAUACCACUUUCGUGCAGGAGGUGAAGGUUGGUCAAGCCAAGGAGGUGAAGCAUGAAGAGCCCAAGGAGGACGUCAGUGUUCCCUUCAUCCCACCGCCUCCAGAAUUUGCCAACUCAGACACAGAGGAAGAGAGCAGCCUGGAACAACCAGAGCCCCCUCCCAGCUUCCCUCCCCCUGACCCCCCCUCGCAGAAAGUCCCUAGCCCUAUCCCAAUACUUGCUGUCCCACCCCCUCCAAGCAUGGUUCCUCCCCCACCCCCAAAACCCAAGGCAUCAAAACCACCAGGUCCUCCUAAACUCCCUGUUCAGAAGGCCGAGGUCAAGCCCAAACCACCAAGCCAAGCUGACAAGCUGAAGCCACAGCCCCCCCUUCCACCAGCGCAGGCCCUCUCCCCCAGCCAGGCCACUCUUCUCAGCAUCCUGCAGAAAAAGAUGCUGGAGAUGGACCAGAAGCACUCAUUCCAGGAGGUCAACACCAACAACGAUGACUGGGGUUCAGCAGAUGAACCCACCAUCCCAGUAAGGCCACCCCCAAUUCCAAAACCAAAGAGCACAUCGAGCCUGCCUCGCCAGUCCGCAGGCCUGGACAUGGGUGAGCUGGAGCGAACGGUGGCCAAAAAAGCUCAGGACUCCAUUGCUCCAAAAGCACCCACCAGCAAUGGAUCACAGUCAAAGCAAGCUUACGGCAUGACAUUUACAGUGCGGCCGGGAACUAAAGAACCAAUCACGCCAGUGAUCAAAGGAGAUACUCCUUAAAGCCACAGAGAACAUUCUGGACAUUUUCUGUGCAUGAAUGGCAUUUUAAGUGUGGCUUUCUCUGUACUCUUCCCAACACAAGAACAGACAAAGGAAAGAGAGAUGAGUCUACUGUGGAGACGGGGGUUCUGUAAUCACCAGAAGAGUUAAAAAGCGCUUAUGACAAGGAAUUGUGCAAACCCAGAGACUGAGAAUGUGCCCUGCAAUUCCACUACCCUCAAAAUGUUGUGCUGGACUAACUCGAUUCAAAACUUUUUCCAGAAGUAUUGCUUAACCUUGGAAGGACAGGAUUCGGUCAAAUUGCUUGCGCCUACGAUCAAAGUGCCAAGUCUCCGGAUGUCAGCUUUGCUUUCAGCGAUAUACCCGAUAACCUUGGCUGCUGUGGAUUUUUUUUUUUAAAUGGGUAUGAUGAGUAAAUAUUGGCACACUGUUAUAACAAAAGUCAAUUCGAUAGAGGCAACCUAGUGCAUUUUUCAAAAAAUGUUAUCUUAGUGAAUUAUUAGUGCUUUAUUAAAUAAAGUAACAUAUUAAUAGACCACAUUUCAGAUUAAACUUGACUGAGGCUGUCUGGGAUUACCAGGAUAGCCAGAAGCAAGCAAGACAGCCAAAGUUUGCAGAAGAACUGUUCCAAGUUCUCCAAUAAGUUUGGUACAACCCAUCAGCUGAUUUCCUUAUAAAACUGCAGGACCCAAGAGAAUUGAUGCAGUUGAUGCAAGGGGAAGGGUGAUCACAACAAAUAUAGAUUUAUUUUCAUUUUUAGCUGCUCAUCGCUCUUUAUUGUACAUUUUUUUAUAUUUGUUCAUUAUAUUUGAAAGCAUUCUUAAUGGAUAAGGCCAAUAAAUUAAUUUAUCCCCACCCUUUUAUGGAUGCAUUUACACUGUGGGCUUCUCAUAAUGUUUACAAGCAAGGGUGGGGAGGUGACCCUUCGGACACAUUUGAACACACAAGGGCACAGUAGGGACCUGGGACCAGAACUGGGAUGGCCAAACAUUUAACCAGUGGUCACUUUUUUUGUUGAAUAAUCUUCAUAUAAAAAACCGACUAAGCUGUAUUCAUAUGUAUAACUACUAGUUUUCCCAUUUAAAAUGACAUUGUUUGUGCUGGUAAUAGUCAAUGUAUACAAUCAUUUAUACUUUGAAAAUAAAAUAUUCGCUCAAUAUUUGCCAAA
Messenger RNA from Conger conger (European conger), 3878 nucleotides. RefSeq lists its product as uncharacterized. Lineage: Eukaryota; Metazoa; Chordata; Actinopteri; Anguilliformes; Congridae. The record is from RefSeq and is a predicted model, not a curated record. The transcript has 5 exons. The coding region runs from base 320 to 2710 and encodes 796 amino acids.